GUGGAGAUUGCCCUUUCUCUGUGUCGUUGUUUCUCUCGUAGUUUCGCUCGUAGCUGCAUCCUGCUUCAGAGAUCGGGACACCAUGGCGGACGCCAAGGCUUGCACCGUGCGCACUCGCAAAUUCAUGACCAACAGGCUGCUCGCCCGCAAGCAAUUCGUCAUCGACGUUUUGCACCCGGGCAGGCCCAAUGUCUCCAAGGCUGAGCUAAAGGAGAAGCUUGCUAAGGUCUACGAGGUGCGCGAUGCCCAGACCAUCUUUGUGUUCGGAUUCCGCACGCAAUUUGGAGGUGGCAAGUCCACUGGAUUCGGUCUCAUCUACGACAACCUCGACUCCGCUAAGAAAUACGAGCCCAAGUACAGACUUAUCAGGAACGGUCUCGCCACUAAGGUAGAAAAGUCUAGGAAGCAAGUCAAGGAAAGGAAGAACCGAGCCAAGAAGCUGCGCGGUACCAAGAAGUCGAAGGCAGCCGGCGAAGCCGCCAAGAAGAAGAAGUAAAUGCUGUCAUCAGUGUAGAGUUCUCUCAUCCCCUUUCUUCAUAGAUUUGAUAGACAUAGACUUCCACCCACAUGUGAUUGUGGUGCUGCUCUUGAUAAUUCAAGGAUUCAUUUCUCAAGGUAUGCACAUGGUGGAGAGCACAUCAUGGUCUACUCGGUCAAGAUUCUGUGAUUACAAAUUUUGCCUGCAUCCUUACUACAUUUUCACCACUAUAUGAACGUUUAUUUUUUACCCAGUCUCUAGCUGAGUAUUGUUCAACGGAGAUGACCACAAUUCAAGAAUAUUUGGGAUAGUAUGUCUCGUGUUGGUCAAGAAAUCCGACGUUAUCUUUUUCUGUAACAAUAUGCAUGUCUGUCGCGACGAUGGUAGCGCAUUAGAAGACGUAACACUGAACGCCUCUCUGUUACUAUGCCGUUAGAACUUCAAGAUGCGACCAUUUCAUUGUAACGAAACGAGUGGACUCUAAAGAAUUGGGACGAUGAUGAGUCAAUUUG
Molecule: messenger RNA, 990 nt
Organism: Marchantia polymorpha subsp. ruderalis
Lineage: Eukaryota; Viridiplantae; Streptophyta; Marchantiopsida; Marchantiales; Marchantiaceae
Source: the annotation of a GenBank genome assembly